AUGAAGGCUAUCUCUCAAGCUAAAAUAGGCUUUCUUCACAAGGAAUUCAAAAUGAAUGAUCUGGGAAAUUUGAGCUAUUUCCUGGGAAUAGAGGUUGAUAGAACUGAUCAGGGGAUCUUCUUGUCUCAGAAAAAAUAUAUCAGGGAUCUUCUAGACCAGUAUGAUAUGAAUGGUUGCAAAACACUGAAGCUUCCUAUGGAUACUCAUGUUAAACUUCUAUCUACUGCUGACACUCUUCUUCCACAUCCUGAGAUCUAUCAAAGAUUAAUUGGGAAGCUCAUCUACCUAACUCUCACUAGGCCAGAUAUUGCUUACACAGUGCAUGUUUUAAGCCAAUUCAUGCACAGUCCUACUUCUGUUCACUUCCAAGCUGCAAAAAGGGUGUUAAGAUAUCUAGCUGGAUCACAGGAUCAAGGUAUCCUUCUUGCUUCUAAGUCUGGAGCUCAGCUUAAAGCUUUUUGUGACAAUGACUGGGCAAGAUGCCCAAAUACAAGGAAAUCUACUUCAGGCUUCUGUAUCCUACUUGGAAAGUCUCCUAUUGCCUGA
Molecule: messenger RNA, 546 nt
Organism: Beta vulgaris subsp. vulgaris (sugar beet)
Lineage: Eukaryota; Viridiplantae; Streptophyta; Magnoliopsida; Caryophyllales; Amaranthaceae
Exons: 1
Coding region: 1-546 (181 amino acids)
Source: RefSeq, a predicted model, not a curated record